Molecule: messenger RNA, 1467 nt
Organism: Rotaria sp. Silwood1
Lineage: Eukaryota; Metazoa; Rotifera; Eurotatoria; Philodinida; Philodinidae
Source: the annotation of a GenBank genome assembly
AUGUUUGAACAACCAUCAUUUUUUCGUAAACACGAAAUAAAUGAAGUAAAAAGAUUCAUCAAACAACAAAAUAAUGCACUUGGUUAUGGGUAUACUAAAAAGUUAUCCCAUAGUCAUUCAUCUACACCAUGUCAUGAAUGUCAACAAUUAAUAGAUUUAGACUCGACAUGUAUAUAUAUCAAACGAGACAAUUGUACUAAUCUUUGGCAUCCACAAUGUUUUAUAUGUAUACAAUGUAAAGAAUUUCUUGUUAAUUUAAUAUAUUUUUAUAAAGAUGGUCAACUUUAUUGUGAACGACAUCAUUCUGAUUUAUAUAAACCACGAUAUAUAGGAUGCGAUCUAAUUAUCUUCAGUUUUGAAUCUAAUAAAGCUGAAGGUCAUUAUCGGAAUAUGUAUCAAUUUUUUUGUUUCAAUUGUAAAAUAUGUUUAAAUGAUGAACGUUAUAUUAUGCGUAAAAGACAAUUAUUUUGUUUAAAUUGUUUCGAAACAAUGUAUCUAGAAUAUUGUGAUACAUGUUGUGAACGUAUUGAAGCCAAUCAAGCUCAAAUAAUUCAUGAAUCUCAUCAGUGGCAUGCAACAAAGACAUGUUUCUGUUGUUAUACCUGUCUUAUUCCUUUAAAUAAUAAUGAUUUUUUACAAGAUAAUGGUGCAUUAUUUUGUUCUAAUAAAUGUGCAUUACAAAUAGAUAAUUAUUCAAUAAAUGCAAAAUUAAUUGAACAAAGAAAAAUACAUCAAAAUCGUGAUAUUAUUUCAACAUCAUUCAUAUAUACAAAUCAACAUAGUAAAAUAUUUCUAACACGUUCAAAAAAUUUGAAAUUACAACAACAAAAUAUAUUACAUGAAAGAAUAAAAAAUCAAAAAGGUUAUUUAUCAAAUAGUAUCGAUAUUUAUUAUUAUAAUCAUAAUUAUCAAUCACCAGUAUGUGUUCAAAAUCAAACAUCAUCUAAUUCAAUUUAUUCAAAUGAACAAAAAUUAAAUAUAAUAGACAACCAUUCAUAUGAAUUAAAGAAAUUUUAUAAUGAUUUAAAUUUAGAACAAAUUUAUCAUCAUGAUGCAACACUUGAAAUACCACGUUCUUCAAAAUUUAAAUCUUUAUUUACAUCAUUAACUCAUUCAAUUCAUAAAUUGUUUUUUAAAUCUAAAAUAAAAAAUUAUCCAAGAGUAUCACAACAAACAUUAAUUGAUCAAGUACCAUCAAAUCGUUUUAAAAGUUUUCAUUCAAAUGGAAUAAUGUCUGUAAUAUCAUGUCCAAAAUCAAUAAGACCAUUACAAUUUCCAUAUUCAGGUUCAUUAAAUGAUUCAUCUAGUUUAACAAAACAAUAUUCUAUUCAUUUAAUUGAUGAUGAAAAAGAAAAAAAAUCAAAAUAUUUACCAAUAAUAAAUUAUAAAUCAAAUUCAUUAUGUCGAUCAUUAUCAUCAUCAUCAUCAUCAUCUGUUCAUGAUAAUAAUCAAGAAAAUUUUAAUUGA